CUUUACACUUCAUCAUUGUUCUAGCAGUACACGCCGCUAGAGGCGCUGACAUCCGUGUCUCCGUUUUGUUUGGUUACUUUCCCAUAUUGUCCUUAUACUAUAUUUGGUAGAGGUGGAUAAUCUUUGACCACGAGGUUGUCCGUAGACGAAAACAAUGGGGAAGUUAAAUGUUACAAUGUUGAGGUAUCUUACAAAAGAAGAUUUUAGAGUUUUGACAGCAAUUGAAAUGGGCAUGAAGAAUCAUGAAGUGGUUCCAGCCUCCCUAGCAGCCUCCAUUGCGAACUUGCGACAUGGCGGUGUUCACAAGCUUUUGAAGGAACUGUGCAAACACCGACUACUCAGCUACGAACGAGGAAAACACUACGAUGGGUAUCGCCUGACCAACCAAGGCUACGACUACCUGGCGCUGAAGACGCUGAGCUCAAGAGGCGUGAUUGCUUCAUUCGGCAACCAGAUAGGUGUGGGCAAGGAGUCCAACAUCUAUGUGGUGGCGGAUGAGGAGGGGGUCCCACGCUGCCUGAAGUUGCACAGGCUAGGACGAACUUGCUUCCGCAACAUUAAAGAGAAGAGAGACUACCACCAGCACCGCAAGACGGCCUCGUGGCUCUACCUGUCUCGCAUCUCUGCAACUAAGGAGUUUGCCUACAUGAAGACUCUGAAAGAUAGGGACUUCCCCGUCCCCAAACCCAUAGACUUCAACAGGCACUGCAUUGUGAUGGAGCUGAUCCAGGCUACUCCAUUGUGCCAAGUUAAUGAAGUGCCAGAUGUUGAGGUGCUGUAUGAUGAACUAAUAAACCUGAUAGUUCUUCUUGGAAACUAUGGUGUGAUUCAUGGAGAUUUUAAUGAGUUUAAUAUCAUGAUCACAGAUGAGGGCAAGCCUAUUGUUAUUGACUUCCCACAGAUGGUUUCCACGUCACAUCCAAAUGCUGAAAUGUUCUUCAACAGAGAUGUGAACUGCAUUGUAGAGUUCUUCAGGCGUAGAUUUGGAUUUGAGAGCAGUCUUCUUCCUGUGUUCACAGACAUAGAGAGAGAAGACGACCUAGAUGUGGAGGUGGCAGCCAGUGGGUUCACGCGCCAGAUGGCGAGGGACUUCCUGGCCGAGGCGGAGGAGGAGGGAGACGAAAUGCCAGCCAAGCCAGAGGACGAGGUGAGGCAGCAGCUCGAACAGCUUGUAGCGGGAGAAGCGAGCAGCGCGCAUGAUGGCAGGAGUUCCGAUCCCACCAUCGACGAAAGGCCCAGUGAAAAUGUUUCACAGGCUGGCAAAUGUAUCGGUGAGGUAAGAAUUAAUGAUGUAAAGUGUGAUAUAGGCAGAACUGGUCUGGAAUAUAUUGAUCAGCAAGGAAUACCACCACGUAUGGGCAGUGAAGGACUGCCUGGCGAUGACCGCUCACGAGCAGACAGUGUUGGUGGGGACAACGGGCUUGGUGCUUACAGUUUCGAUGAUGCGAGGAGUGUCCGUAGCACGUCGACUGCGGCAACGAUCGCCCCGGAGGAGAUAAAGAAGCGGGUGAAGGACUCCAUCAAGCAGCGAGAGAAGAAGCUAAUGGCCAAGAAAAGGCUGGCUGUGAAAGGGGAGGCAAGCGCAGUGACGAGGUCGCGGAGGGAGAACAUGGACAACAUCAAACAAAGUGGAGGCAUUUGGGGCUGGGAGUAACUAUGAGCACAAUAUCUUUAUUCAGUGGUCAUUAACAUACUGUGCAUAGUUCAGGCCAGAAGUCUUGCGAGCCCACCCCAUUAUUCAAAACACAAGAGUUGUUUGCAAUGGAUUGGCAUAACCAAAAGUGAGUAAUCUACAGUUGAUUCAGCACGAACUGGUUAAGCAUCAACUCUUCUAAAAAACAUUAACCAUCCUGAUGAUACUGGUGCCUGUAUUUAUUUAAAAAUAGCCUGUUGAUUUAUAUAGUGAUUUAUACAGUGAAAGUCCGUUGUAACGAAUACGGUCUAUAACGUAAAGUCCGCUAUAACGAUAAUCUCCAUCGGCACCGUCAGUUUUGCAUAUGCUGCGUAGGAUAAAAAUUUCGGAAAUAACGAAUGCAGCGUGGGCUCAUUUUCGCUAUAGCGAUAGAUUACACACCUGUAAUUUUGCUCUAAAAUAAUGAAAAAAAUCUACAAUUUCCUUAAUAAAUGAAAAACAGCUUCUCACAAUUAUUCCACGCGUCCGGCAAAUGAAACAACACACAUGAUGUGGCCGUCUUGGCAACACCGCACAAGGUGGGGCCCCACAGCGAGCAUAGCUUGCCUCGCGGCGAUGAAAGCAAGACACUGCGAGCAUUAUUUAUUUAGAAUCACACCGACUGUAGCCCGUAACUCGUCUCACACUUGGCAUCGUAAGCGUGCGGGGAGUUGACGAACACUGAACUUGUCGAGCUCGUCUCUUCUAAUCAAAACGAAGCGGCGUCUGAAGAUGAUGACAAUAAUGACGACGAACCAAGUGACGUAUCUGUUCCGUCCAAAACGUCAAUUAUGGAGGCACUUGACACAUUCAGUCAUUUUUAUCAGCAUGCAAAUGCUUCAAUGAAAGAUUUGAUGAACUUCCAAGAGGUCCAGUCGUUUAUUUUGUCCGAAAGUCUAGUGAAAUCAAGGCAAACAAAAAUUGAUUCUUUUUUUAAAAAGUGAUUUUUAAUUUUGUGUUAUUUUCCAAGGGUCUGUACGAGUGAUUAUUUUUGUGUUACUGACCAAUUGCUGUAAAAAUUAUUUUAUAUAAUUUGUAUGGUUGUCCAACGUAAUUAGAGUUUUUUUAAAAAUUUUUUUUUGUAUUCAAAACUCCGCAUGUAUGCACCCGAUAUCAUCAGCUUAGCGCACGUCUCCAGCAAACCAGCUGCGGUCAAAGCGACAGGAAGCGGCCGGCAUGACCUUGCGUGACCUCGCCCGCCCGUCUCCAUGUAAACAAACAGCUGUGCGCUUAGCCACAAUGUGCGUGACGGCCUUAUCACGGCCACGCGGUCUCAUAUUUCGCAGUCGGCAAGUGCUGAUAUAGCUUAAAAAUGUUAUUUUAGUAAGUUUUAUGUAUAUUUCCUUUACUUUUGUUGUGAAUUUCCAUAGUAAAAACAAGCGAGAAAAUAAUAUAUUUUAAAAAUGCUACAAAAAUAAGAUUUUUUUUUUUUUUUAAAUUUUGGCUAUAACGAAAAUUCGCUAUAACAUUAACUUUUGGCGCCGUUAUAAAUUUACGUUAUAACGGACUUUUACUGUGUGUAUGUGUGUGUGUGUGUGUGUGUGUAUAUAAAAUUGUUAUCAAAACUAAGAAAUAGUAAUAAAUUUUGGGUCAGUCAUAGCUGAAAUGAGAAUAUAUAUAUAUAUAUAUAUAUAUAUAUAUGUAUAUAUAUAUAUACAUAUAUACAUAUAUAUAUAUACAUAUACAUAUAUACACACACACACACAGAGCUAUGACUGACCCAAAAUUUAUUACUAUUUCUUAGUUUUGAUAACAAUUUCAUACAGGUCUUUAUUGUGGUUCUCCAUGCUUCCUCUGUGUACAUUUUUGGGUUUGAAUUCAGUGUAGCAUACAUUAUUAAUGUCCGACUUUGUUUCAGGUUUUUGCAUAGCAAACCAGACACACACAGGAUCCUUUCUUUUUCAGAGUCAUUAUUAGAAUUGAAGUGAUGCUCUUCUUAAAGAGUUUUGUUACAAAAAAAUUUUAAGUAUGUUUAGGGUAAUAUUUUCAUGUUUUCAGGAAACAGCUGUUUUCUGUUAAUAGUGUUCGAAUCAUACUGAAAAUCCUAUGUAUUGGUACAUGAACUUUUCAGUAAAUAAAAUGACUCAAAAGUGGUGAAACAAAACCUAGAAAGUGUUAAAAAAAAACAUGAAAAGCAGUGAAAAAAUAUUAUGCUCUCACGUCACUAAAAGCUGACUACAGUAGAACCUCGAUGAUACGUUCCCGUUUCAUACAUUUUCCCGUGUCAUACGCCGAAUAAUUUUGGUCCCGCCGAAAGUACUAUAUCUACAAUGGUUUACUUUCCCGGAACAUACACUUAUAAAAUUAUUAAUUUCCUGUUUCAUACGUUUUUACGAAGCAGAAAAGUCCUAAAAUUCAAAAUUUUUUAUUAUAUUCCUCCUGAUAAACUACGUUUUAAUGCUUUUAUUUUGAAAAAGUUCAUUGUUUACCUUUGCAAACGUAAGAAAAUAAUUUUAUCACACCAUAGAUAUGGAUAGUAUCAGGAAGACUGUGCACUUCGCUAGUAGCAUCUAUGGCCAGCACCAAGCGAGACUAGUGGCGCAAACUAGCAAUGAUUAUGAUAAUGGUGCACGCGCUUUACCAAGGCACGGAUCUCAUAUUUUGUGCAUUCAUUAAUCUUUGAACUGAAUAUACCAGUUUGUUAUUGUUUUCUUACGAUCGGAUUGUUUUGUAUUUUACGUUUCUCAAGUUAAAAUUUAAUUGAAAAUUGUUCUGUUGCAUAAAGUUGUUUGUAAAAUGAAACAAACACAGCAAAAAUUUCUGAUUUUCUUCUUACAAUAGCCUAAUUUUUUUAAAAUUUCUAAUUUAUGCUUGGUGACGUUUCCCCCUCUCCAAGAAAGGACUCCAUAACAUUUUGUAAGGCCACUGUUUCUCAUGUUAGCUUUACUUGAUUAUGGACUGUAUUUUACAUUUCUUGUGGUUUUAUUAUAUGUCUAUAUAAUGAUGAAUUAAUAUAUGUUAUUAAUAUAAUGCAAUUAUUUACACAUUAUGUAUUUAAGUUUAAUCAGACAUUGUGCUGGUAUGCUAGAUUGAAAAAAAAUGUUAUUAUUGCCAUUCCCUUUUCAUACACUUUCCCGCAUCAUACACCAUUUUUGUGCCCUCCGUUGAAAAGUGUAUGACAGGGGUUCUACUGUAUUUACAAUAAAACACUUAUCUUUCAGCACAGAUCCAUAUUUAAGCUUUGUUUGAAUUCUGUACACAUUAUUUUGCCACUAAUAAGUCACUUAAACACUGUCAUAUUAUUUUACACCCUUAAAAAACUGACACAACACAACAUGCAUGUACACAAAACUGGAAUGAAUCUUAAUCAAUGAUGAGCUUCAAUAAAAAUUUUUUGUUGAAUCUGUUUUUUUUUUUUUGCCAGGAAAAAGUUUAGAAAUGUCACUAAGACUGGUCAAAAGAAAACAUAGUCAUUAUCUCUGUGUUUUCCUCCAGUAAGUUGUGCCGCCUAUCUGUCACAACUGUACCAUAGGAAGAAAAACACCUCUUGCUGUCAACUUUCGAACAUGGCAGCCAAACAGCUCUCAGUGCAGCACAAACAAAAGCAGGAAAGUCAUGCUUCAUGGAAAGAAGCACUUCUACAACAUCAGGCUGUUUCUUUUCUGCCUCUAUUUUAACGAUUUCCUUAAAUCGUGUGUAACCACAAGCAAUGUCGGAUGGUGUCAAUACAGUAAGUUUCAUGCCAGGAAGGGUUUGAAAUGAUGUGACCAAGCUGCUGUUCACGUCAUUGAGGACAACACUAGAAGGGUUGAACAGCUUUCCCACCACUUCAAAUGUUUUCCUGCAAGGAUCUCUUGACAUUUGCUCUUGUAGCUUAUCCAUGGGAAGUGAUGCAGUACGCUGGAGUGUCUGCUUUACUUCGGCCUGAAGAACUUUGCUUCCUAAAUCUUCUAGUAAAGUAGCAGUUUCAGAUUCAAAAAUCCCAUUUGCUGCUACUGAAAAACCAUCUUUCAGUUUCGAAAUUUUACCACAAAGAAUAUGGCUGGUUGGAUAUGAAGACCCCGCCAGACAGUCUAUAAGUUCCAUCAACUGUGCAGCAUGUUCUCGAACAAACACGGCUUGUAUGUGUACUUUUCUGAAUAUCUGACUUCGGAAUAGCAUUGAAAAACUCUACUCCAGCAUUUGGUGAGUUUUGCAUUUCGUUUGAACCGAAAAACUCAACUAUGUCAGUCAGGUACUCAGAAACAUACAAAACUGACUUGAACCACCUGUUCCAGCGAGUGAGGACUGGAACAGGAAACUGACAAAUUUUCUUGUUAGUGCCUGAAUAUUUCUCUGUCAGAAACUGUGUGUAAAGGUGUUUGCAUUUCCUAGUAUUCUGAAAUGCUGCCUUGCACUUAACAACUGCAUUGUUCAGUUCAGUACAAACUUUUGGCCAGAUAUUGCCUACAAUGCAGAGCUUAUGAGCCCAGCACUGCACAUGCAAUACUUCGUCACCCAGAAUGACUUUGAGACAGUCACUUCACUUGGCCAUGUAACGAGCCCCAUCACUGACAAAAGCAACUACUCAAUCGUAGCUAACAUCAUACUUUUUCAAAGAAUCUAGCACAGCUCUGGAACAAUGGGUAGGAUUGGCAGCUUCUAGGAAAUGAACACCAGCAAGAAAAACUUUCUGAGACGCAUUUGGUCCAUGAGGCGGAAAAGUACAACAAAGACGCACUUCCCUCUCUUGUCUGUGGUCUCAUCAGCCAAAACCGCUAGAUAUUUUCCAGCAAUUUCAGCUUUAAUGGUGGCAAAUCUUUCCUCAGCUGCUAUUGGUAUGUAGUUUUCUCUUAAUGUUCUGACUGUUGGCAAAUCUCCAGCCCCUGAAAAAUAAUCCCCAAUAAAUGUAGCUAUUUUAAUACUACUGUUACUGAAAGAGAUAAAAAAUUAUGCUAGUAUUUGUUGGCUUGUAACAAUUUGUAAAUGUCAAACCCAAUUUGCAAUAAUUAGUAAAUACAUACGGCCUGAUCUGUAGAGGCUGUAGAAGAAUUUUAUACAAAAAACAAUUUACAAACUAACCUUCAACAAAUUCAUGCAUCGAGUCUCUGAUGUUAGGUUCCUGUAGUUUCUCAAGAGGAAUAUUUGCCUUCAUAAAUGCUGUUGUUGUCUUGAGUGCAAAAUUAUCCGCUGCAUAUUUUCUUUUGUUAACAACCUGGAAACUACUACCAAUCGUUUGCUGAAGGAUGGCCUUUUUUGCACUUGAAAUUCUUUUAUUAUUGAUAUGCUUUUCACUUUUUAUAUGUUUUACUAUAGUGUCUCUUCUUUCCCAACUCACACAUGAGUUACAGAACUUACAAAACAAAAUCUUUCUGUCACUGGAAUGUAAGCCUUCAGCAGAGAACUCAUUUGCUCGAGUCAAGGCAGACUCUACAACUUUCGGCAUUUCUGCCAAUUUCUACCAUACACGAAAUCGCAAUCACAACUUGUAACAAAACAAGUAAUUAUAUGUGACGAGCCUAGUAACACCAACCUUUCACACAAACGUUUCACACAAACGUUAAGGGAAUUCAAAAAAUUAAUAACGCAAAAACCUGUUUGUAAACAUUGCACACAGCCUUAAAAAUACAGCAUCCUUAGGGAUCAGUAAACGGUAAUUACCGCUGAUUAGUUAACAGCAAAGGUUAUUCACGUUUGCACUUUGCAGCGAAACAUUACAAAGGCAGUACGUUUUAAAAUAAUAUUUAAAAAAAUUUUACCAUGAAUCUCAUUUUUCCAUUAGAUGAACUUUUUUUCCCCUCCCAUUUUAUGACUACGUCCAAAAACUUUAUUUCCCGAAUGAUACGAAGUUGAAAUCCAUUGCAUUGUAAGUUAGAGUAUUACAGUUUAAUUAUUUAACAGAAAAAAAAUUGCUAUGUGUUAAUUCCGUUUCAAACACAAUUUAAAUCUUCAUAAAAUUAUCUGUUUUGUCGCCGUAUGAGAAUGAAAAUCCAGCCAGACUGCCAGGCUGCAGGCUCUUCUGGCAUAAACAUCAUAAAUGUUUAGUUACAUUGAUGCCUCUAUAGAGAUUGUGAACGUAGCGUGAUAUCGAUAGUUCUCUUUGCAUGCACAGCGCGCUCUCUGUCUCCAGCCAAGUAAACUACAGUAGAAUCCCGCCGAUGCGACCCCCCUCUGAUGCGUCCAUUCCGUUUAUACAACCGUUUUUUGAGAAACCGUGAAAAAUUUGAGCAGAAAGAGUCGAAAAUUUGAGUAAAAUCGGCUGAAAAACAAGUCUGUUACACUUUUUUGGGCGCUGUGUGUUCACGUUUAUCUUGGCGAGUGCUGUACUGUAAGCAGGCAGACAAAAGACGGCUAAAAAUAGAUACCACCCCUCUAGACUGUCCACGCUAGCCAAUACCGGUAAACUGCGCGCAUCACCUGAUAGCAUCUACGUGCGCGUCUAUUGCCGUCCCGGUCCCGGUCCCGUUUGACGAUUGUGACUCGUUUUUCAAUUUACACGGACUCGUGGAUUCGUGAAAAUGAGUAUAAAACGAGCCAGUUUGUCGCUAAUGAAAAAUUAUGAGAUUAUCCAGCAAGUGGAUAAGAAGACAAUUUCCAAGACGAAGAUAGCACAGAAAUAUGGCAUUCCGAAGUCUACUCUCUUCACGAUUCUUAAAAAAAGAGAAGAAAUUAUAAAUGCAGUACAGAAGGAAGGCAGCGAUUUGAAAUUGAAAAAUUUGAGGGACGCGACGUAUUAGGUGCUUCAAGUGUGCGUGAGAGAUAAGAUAAAGAAGGUGAAGAGGGCGAGACCUGCCAGCCAAUAUAUUUGUGGGAGGGGGAGACAGAGAUAAAAGAGAGCGAGCCCUGCAGUAAGCGGAAGUGGUCAAGGUCGACAUUUACCGUCACACACUCGCUAGCUAACGAUGCUGCUGGUCGCCAGCCUCACACACACACGCGCGCACAUACGCACGCGCGCGCCGCCAGACGGUGGCGACUGGCGAGUAGAUGCGUGCGCAGCCAGCAGUUCUGUUCUCCUUCCCCUCACUUACCCGUCCACACGUGUUUUUUUCUUUUUUUUUUUACGCUGUGAAGGGACGUGGAAAAGAUAAUUGCUUGAGCUGUCAAAAUAAACAUCGCUGACGGCAAGGACGGGAGCGCAUCCUGUCGGUCAGUCGCUGUGAUUAUCUACUCCAAAAACAUGUCACAGCAUUUCAGGAUAGCAUUGUUCUUAUAUCUUUCGUUUAUAGCCGAAUGUUUUCUACCUGAUCCACACAAGUUCCUUCGCCACGUUUUGAACGAGAAUAACAACCAGCCGGCUAGCAUAGCCGAACUCGUGUGACGCAAAUUCACUUUAAAUUGGGGGGAGGGGUAAAAUUGGCCCGAAUUCUCUAUUGCGACCAUUCCGUUUAUAAGUCCGUUUUUCCGGAAACCGUGAGGGGUCGCAUCAGCGGGAUUCUACUGUACAUUUGAAAGCCCCGAAUGCACUCUUUUGUGGUUAGUAUGUACUACGAUGCAGAUAGGGCACGGUAUGUUUACGUUUGUAAGUUACGUUUCACACUCGGGUGAAGGUUUUCAUUUUCAAUUCUUUUAAUAUGAAGUAUGUUUUUGUGAAAUGCCUCAUUAAUUUUAAUUGUUUGACAUGCUUUUGUAUUCGGUGAUUAUUAAAUAAACGUAAUUUCCGUGAAGCAGUUCUGUUAUGAAAAAAAUAACCUCAACAGAAAUGGUUUUCAAACUUCAAAUUUCGUGAAUAGAUUCCAAAAUUGUUAACAUUUCGCGAAAACCCAUCAAAACGAUGAAAUUCACGUUUCCGCGACGAAAAUUCGCGAUCGCGAAAAGUUCAUGUCUCUACCUAUGUAUUGUGACUAAAAUAUUUUUGAACAUCACCUCAAUUAAUUCAAGAUGGUGCCUGCUUCUGCUAUGUAAAAAUAAGUGACUAAUACUUAAAGUAUUCAGUAUUUAAUUACAGGUAGGAAGUUAGUCAUAUUUGUUAUCCACUUACAAUUAAUUGUACUAGACUAAUAUGCUAAUAAAACCAGGGAAAGAAAGUCAUUUCUAAAACCAUUACCAUUAUAUACGUGUAUUAAUCUUUUUGGUUUCGUAUACAGUAUAAACUCUAUAUAAUGACACUUAACGGACUGAGCAUUUUUCAGCGUUAUGGAGAGUGGUCGUUAAAUGGAGAGAAAUAAAAGAUAUCAUUUUACUAUUCUAUAAUAAUAUGUAUUUACUAAUAUAGUACACCUUUUUUACUCAACAUUAAUAUUCAUACAAAUAACAACACUUAUUGCAUAUAGUUAGAGACCCUAUUUUUUUGCGAGGAAAAUGCGAAAUAAUCCAUUCAUUCCAAAUUUUCGCGAAAUUGACAGAUUUUUACACAAAAUCCUGUGGAAAACGCUAGUUAAACGUAAUAUUAAAGUCCUACUAACAACACAUAUAACUCCCAAAAACAAGAUUAUUAUGUGCUGGAGCUGGAUGGUCGUCUGUGGCACGUCAACAUUAAUAUUAAAGUUCCGUUCCUUAGAUGAAGAUGUAUGUAAAAAAACCUAAGCAAACUUCUAUCGUAUGUAGUUUCGUAAGCACCACUAGAUGGAUCUGAAUGUGGAUUAAAUAAUGGUAGUUCCAUUUGCGCCGCUAGAUAGAUCUGAAGGUAGAUGACUUAAGAUGUGCAGACCAUUGUGUAUCACCUUUGUCAAUAUUGUAUCUAUGGGCUACGAAAAUGGAAAUAAAAUAUUGUAAAAACAAACAACAUUGACCGCGUGGAUACGGCAGACAAUUAAGUAGAGUAAUCGUAAUCAUGCCAAAAAUUGUGUCCGUGUUUCAGCGUGCACAAGAAUUUGAAAGUGAAGGUUUUUAUGUAUUCGAUAAAGCCAAACGUAUCCUAAUGUGCAAAUACUGUAACCAAAGAAUUGAAUGGCAACGGAGAGACACCUGCACAAACAAUGUAAAGCACGAAACCCACUGAAUCGGAUCGGCCUGGCUCGGUACGGCGUGGGUCGUCUCGGAUCAGCCCCACCUUCUCGAAACCCACUGGAGUGACACAAUCGGACCGUUCCGACCGUCAGUAACUAUGGACAGCUAGCUCUUCAGAAGAAGACAUUGUUGUGACAAUUACUUGUAAUGAGCUGGUGGAACAACGCAAACAUGGUUUUUGGGUUCACGACAUUUUCCUGAAACGGGAAACGUUAGGUGAAUACCACCAUUUAUUUCCCCAGUUAUUAAACAACGAGCGGAAGUGUAUGGAAUACUUUUGAAUGUCCGUGUUUAAAUUGUAUGAUUUGGUUGCCAUGUUACCACUAUGGAAGCAAGAACUGAACUUUCGUAAAUCGGUUGGCCCAGAGGAGCGAUUGGCAGUGACACUAAAGUAAGUAUAUGAUAAGUAAUGUUAUGUAGAUAGUGAAAUCCUUUAAAAGCUCACAAACUACUAUAUUUGUACAUUAAUAUGCAUUGGUUUACUUCCAGGAAAAUGGCAACGAAUGUGUAUUUUACCAAGGUAGUUGAUUAAUUUGCUGUAACAUAAAAAAGUUGCCUACAUGAAACUGAAUUUGUAAUUAAUUGUUAUAUUUCAGAGCCAAAUUGUAGUAAAUAAUGGGUUAUCGUUAUUUCAAAGUUAAUUCUGUGAAAAACUACUAUAAGGACAGAAGGUCCUGAAUCGUUUGGCAGUGAAUUAAGUCAAGUAGCUGCAAAUGUUACAGUGCCAUUUUGUCGGUGUUCAAAUACCCAAUAUCAAUAUGCACAUUCCAUUUAUACUUUUUACAUUGGUUAGAUGCGUUGAUUGUUGCCAUAACGAAGAAGCUAUAGCAAUUUCAAAAAAGCCUAUAUUUAAGUGAACAUUAUACAGCUUCACACAUUUACAACAGAGUUUAAUUAUAAUUUGUAGUGAAACGUUUUUCCACUGUAAGGUGUAGAGUAAUAAGUUUCUACCUUUACCAGCUAGUACACUCACACUUCUUAAGCUAACAAUAUGUCCUCUGUAAAGUACAUAUGUAAGUAUAAUAUAAAAUAUUUUAAUGUUUAUGUUUGUAGUUACCAAACAUUACAUAAUUUAAAUGAACGUGUUAUAUAAUACGCAUUUCACAAUACAUAAAAGAGAAACUGAUAGGAAAUAUUCCGUACAAAACGUGAAUCAUAUAUUCUCAUGAAAGGUGUGAUUGGUACAGUAAAACCUCCAUUAAUGAAUAUUCUAUUUAACGAAUAAACCCAUGCAACGAAAUAAAAUUUUGGUCCCGCUGAACCUCCAUAAGAUCAAUGCUGUUUUAACCUCUAAAUACCAAAUUUUAUUUGUUCCGAAAUAGUGAAAUUCCCUUUACAACGAACUGCCGCUUUGAAAAACACGCAAAAAUAAACAUCUCCUACAAGACAUCCACUAAUUUUUUUGCAUUCACUGCUUAAAAAUACGUGCGUAUAACCUUAAAAUAAUAUGCACCAUCGUGGAAGACAAUAAAUAAAGCAUCAUGGAUAACACACGUCGUGUAGACAUGCCACACUUUGUUCAAAAUGGCGGGUACAUGUAGCGCUAGUGGCGGAAACCUCUCGUACAAUCGCUCUGGCAAGACGAACAACUAGUAUAUUUUGCGUUUCUAUGGUUAAAGAUGCGCACACGCAAAUAUUUUUAACUAUGGUGUAGUACAUUUUCCGUUACCCCCCCCCCCCCCCUCCCCCUCCUCAGUUUUCACUGUUUAUUUAUUUCCACACAUAGUUAGGGAAAUAAACACGGUACUACUGUAAAAUGAAUUUUAAUCUUAAAAAGCGGCGACAGAUUGACAUUAAAAUAAAAUUAGGAAUUUUAAAUGCAGUUGAUGAAGAUGGAAAAUAAAAGUGAUAUAGCUAAACGUUUCGACAUCCCGGCGUCUACACUUUCGACCAUAUUAUCCAACCGGGAACAGAUCGAAAACAACGCUUCUCUGGUGGGAACAAAUCAAAAACGUGUGAAAGUACAGUAAAACCUUUUUGUUGCGACCCCAUUUAUUGCGACCACCUCUCUAUUACAACCCAAUUUCGAGGAACCGUGAAAAAUUGCCGAAAAUCCGAAGAAAAACUGAUAGAAAAUAAGUUUCUUGUGGUGAGUAGUGUGUUACUGCGUUUCUCUUGCCGAGUGUUGUACUGCCGUAGGCAGCGCAUAUCUAAAAAUAGAUACCACUUCCUGUCGACCGCUGUCAGCGCUUAACAACCCCCAUUCCACGUCCCUUUGCCGGCAGGGUGCAGAUAAAGGUUUUUGUGGCAACGUGUUUACGUUUAGCUUUUUGUGAGUGUCUAGUGUGGUACGCAGUUAAGGCAAAGAAAGCUACCUGCUGGAUUUCUCUUGAUUUUGAUUACUAUCGGUUGACAAUUCACAGCGACCGUCUGGAUGCACGCCCGCCUCGACUUGUUUUAACUGCCGCAGCGAUGUUUAUUUUGACAGCUCAAGCAAUUAUCUUUUCCCGUGGGUUGAUAGAAAAAGGUCGCUUCACCCAGCAUAAAAAAAAAGGCUACGCCACUUAUUGCCCACGCAGGAAACACACUGGCUGCCGUCUGUCUCCCUCACAUUUAUCUUUCUUCUAACGUUCCACGUCUCACCUCUCGCGCGAGCAAUAACGAAGCGACCAUGCAUUGGGCCGUUUUAUUCUUUGUUUGGUGACAGCAGCUUGAUUUUAUUCUGUAUAUUCCUUUUCAUAGGACCCUUGCUAUUAAAAUACAUUUAUAUUUAAGUUUGAAAGCUUGUAAAUUCCUUGCCAGAGAUGACUGAACUUGAACUUGGUGUGAAAAGUGACAUAUUUUGACCCCUACCUCGCUGCUUUAGUACCCCAUUCAUAAUAGCCCAAUUUUAUAGGAGAAGGGAGGGUGAAAUGAGCAUUUUCUCACUGAAAGUUUUUCAAAGGGGAGCAAAGUUGGGGUGUUAUAAGGGAGGACACUAGAUGGUUUGUGUGUCUGGGAGGGAUGAGCUAGCCUUGAAGAAUGUUAACGAUAGGGGAGGGAGGGGUGAGCUUAUGUGUCUUGAAGCCGCUGCCGCUAGCCAGCCGGGCGAGCUUCGUGUGCGCCCACUCGCGUUGUAGAACCUACAGCUGCCAUAUUUUUAAAGGAAUUUUCCAUUAUUUUCUGUUAUUUUUACAUGAACAUUAUUGGAAGUAUUAUUUGUUAAAUCCAGGGUUCGUGACAUCGGUGUUCUAGUGUAUUUAACUACGGAAAGCAGAAAACGUACAUGUAAACUAACACAUAUUUUCUUUAGAGGUGGCCUGUAGGGCGACGGACUUGUUAUGAAGGUUGAAGUGGGUUUAAAGCAAAGCCGUCUAGCAUUGUGCGUGACAGCAUCCUGCCAUUGUACGGCUGGUUAGUGAGUAGCGGUUUGGGAAGGGUGGGGGGGGAUGUUGAAAUGAACUGAAAAUUUCGGAAAACAUCUACAUGGUUGCUACAGGACUAAAAAACCGGGAAAACCGGGAAAUGUCAGGGAAAUUAAAAUGGUCUGGGAAUUCCGGGAAAUGUCAGGGAAAAUUCUACGAAUUCUGAAAAUUUUAAAGUUGCUUAUAAUUCAAACAAAGCUUUGUUUUGAUGCGCUCGUACCGCUACCGAACGACUCCGCUAAAAGGCUGCUGCUUAAGAGCGCGUGGGAGAUAAUAUUUUCUCGUGCGCGGUCAGUUGAAGUGGUUCAUUUUUUCCUCGUAGGAUAGCGCAGCGUUCGGUCACGGGCGUGUAGAGCGUAUCCAAGUGGAGACCCCGCGAACUAGUAGGAAAACGGAAUGUCACCCGGGAUGACUGUAAGGGGGGGGGGGGGGGGAAGUGAGAGACAAAGACGAAUGUAGGACGGCUGAUAGGGGUGGGAUGAGUCAGCUCUAGCAGUCGAGGCAACGGCUUUGUGAUGUGCUGAGAAGCACAAGACGACACUGGACUCAUCACGCCCGUUUCAUACAUAACCAGACAGAGCGGAUAGAACAUUUUUUUUUUCGUUUAAAGGAACGCCGUUUUUAUGCUUAACUGUUUUGGCGCCCGUGGAUGUUACUGUGUGAUACAACACCACUUCGUUUAAAUAAAAACCGUACAACAGUUCUGGUACAUAAAAUAUUACUAAGUAAAUUUAUCACUCAUGUUUAUUUUACAUUUUACUGCAAGCGAAACAAAAAAAAAUAGAACUUUAGAUACAAGGUUUCACUACAUACCUAAUAGUUUAGUAUUGUCAUCUGCCUGACAACUUCAGAAUGAAGCUUCUUAUUUAUACCUUUUUUAAUACACUUGACGUUUCUGACUCGUGUUUUGUAACAAAUGUACCGUUGAUUUGUAGAGAAUAAAACACAACAUAAUUUGUUAAUAGUUUGAGAAGAUAACAGCAUAUUAAACUCUGAAAAAUCGCCGAUCUCGGCACUUUCCGCAUUACAAAAUAUCGGCUUGACCUCAACUUUUUCUGCUCUUAUCACGCGAGGUUGCGUUAAUACCAAUGGCGCGUCCUGGUAGGCUGGAACAGUUUUCCGCUCUGUCUGGUCAGCGUUGUCUGGCUGACCCGAAUUACUAGGCACUGGCUCAGGCAACUGAAGCUGAACUACUGCAGGAAAUAUUAUUCUAAUCAGUUUGCUAGUGUACUAUUUUCUACAUGAACAUUUGCUAAUUGUUUCUCCAAAUUUCGUUUCGAAGUUUAAAAAAAACAUGAAGUCCGUGUAGUCUACAUUUUUGAUUGAAAAGUCAAACAAGAAUUUGUCUUUUUUUUCCCCCACAAUGGACCUAGAUACUAGUUUCUAUAUUUUCUCUAAAUCCAAAUGUCCAUACUUUAAUUUUAACUUUAAUUUAACUUUUAUAAAUGUAUGUUGUGUAUAAUUAAGAUUACCUUUUUUUAUCGAUCAACAUAAUAUUUGCUCCGUAACCAAUUAAGUGAACUUAAAAGUGAAUGUUACUGGCAUUACAGUAUAUUACACAUAAAUUAUUAUUAUUGCAAUCACAACUGGUAAUCAUAAUUUAAACAGAACUACUAUAAUCUAUUUCAUUGUCCGAAUUUUGACGUUUAGCUUGUGAGAAAGGUCUCUGUAAACAGGAUUGCAAAGAUCUUAUUUUACCAGAAAACUAUUGGACUGCCAGAAACUUUCUAAAAAAGUGAACGUCAAAAUUCGGACAACAUGGACUUCAUCUCAAUGGAAGUUAUAUCUGUUUUUCGAAAUUGAAUGACAGUUCACUAUAUAAUUAUUGUGUUAUGUUGAAAUUCAGCCAACUUCUCGCUACAGAAAGAAAACUUAUGUCUCUUCUCAUAUAACGUAGUAACGUAGAACAUGGUCGUUGUAACUAUCCACCUCUGAAGGUACAAUUACUGAACUCGCAUUCGCGUUGGCCUUAGUUUCAAUCCUUUUCCAGCGAGUCUUGUUAUAUUUUAAGUAGUGUAUCUAUAUUGAGGCAAAUUUUAGACUAAAUUAUAUGUGUCGUUAAGAGCGUCUAUGGUGGAAGGCCGCGGCCUAAGAUAUGGGAGGGCUUGCUGCCUGUCGCUCAGUGGCUAUUCUGUAAUUGAAGCUACGGUAUAUCUAAAUAUGAUACAGAGACUAUAACAGCUAAUGAGCGACAGCCAUUAACCCUAGCACACCGCAGCCUUCCAAUAAAGAUGCCCACGAAAGAGCCCAUCGAAAAUUAAUAUUGAAACAUGUAAUUAAUUUGAGUUAAAAAUUAUGUAUUACUUUAGAUUUAUUUUCGUUCAUGUUACGUAGCGUUUUCUUUCCAUAGGCUAGUCAUAGGUUCAGCAACUUAACCAAAGUAAGUUUACUCUUGGUUAUUGAGCACUAUAUAUAUAUAUAAUACAUAUAAAGUUGACAUAUAUACACAACGAGUAUUUAAAACAUACGUACAAACUUCGGCAGGCUGUUUCUGGAAAGAAUACAAGACGAAAGCCUAAUAACCACUUUACUCAUAAAUCGAGUUACGAACCUCCGAAAAUGGAAUUUUCUAUAUCUUGAAAUUAACAUCAUCAGUAAGUAAACUGUGGCAUAUGAUUUUUUAGGAAGGAAACUUUACACCUUGCAAACGUGCUUUGUAAUGCCUGCCCUGGUUUAUUUUUUAUUUUUUAUUAGCUUUUCAGGUGAUAAAAUUUGCUAAAACAGAAAUGCCGUUAUAUUCUUUGAAGGAUGUUCAUUACAACCCACGUAUCUCGUGGUGAACAAUUUGCAUUCUACAAAAUCAUCAGACGCAGUGCAAGUUAUUCAAGAAUAGGAAAAUUUUAUUUUUGGGGGUUCAAAACUCCGAAUCCAUUUACGAGAAAAGUAUGGUACACAGGUUUUCGUCUUGUAUUUUCGCCAGGAAUAUUCUGCCAGAAUUUGUCAGUAUGUUUUAGAUACACGUUGUACAUAUAUAGAAUGCAUUAGAAAGUUUACACACACACACACAAACACACACAUAUAUAUAUAUAUAUAAAUAGAAUACAGGAAAAAAAUUAGUUGUCUGUAAAGUCGGUUUACGGACGAUAGUUUAACGUGAUAACGUCAUAAAAAAACAUUGAUGAAAUGAUUGCAUACUUUUAUGAAUAAAAUUGAAUCAUUUUUAUUGAAUUAUCACUAUUUUGUAUGGAUACAAAGGAGUGAAAUGAAAUCUACAAUUUAAUUGAUAAAUUUACUUUUAUUUGCACUCAUUAAUUAAAUUAUUUUUAUUACUUUAACGAAGAGAUUAUUUUAACUAUAACGUUUAUACAUGUUUGCAAUUUAACUUCUUCCAAUCUGUGUUAUUCUGUUAAGAAUAUGACGAAGAUAAGAAAAGUAGGAAACGAAUGGGAGUGUUUCAAGGAUGAUGUGAAGAAAAAUGGCUUACCCAAUACCAAGAUGCUGUCAAAAAUAAUAUAUUUGCGCCACAGACUCUGCAGCAAUGCUAGGAGGAACGGGUUAGCAAAGAGCAAUGAAAAUGUUACAUUGAAAUGCAUGAAAACAGAAUUAGCCACGGACUCGGUCGCAAUGCUAGGAGGUUCAGGUUAGCAAAGAGAAAUAUAAUAUGAGCGUAACGGGAUACAGAGAAACGGGACAAUGUGCGUAACGGGACACUUUUUCGUGCGUUGAGCCGGCGUUCAUAGAUUUAUUAGACGUGGUCACGUCAAAAAUUUUACACAUAUAAUAUAUAGAAUACAUUACUAACUUAAAAAAUGUAUAUAGAAUACAUUAGAAAGUUGACAUUCCGUGUUCGGCCCUUGCAAGAAUCGAAGUUUUACAAUUCGCAUCCACAAAAUAAUAAGUAAUGUGUGCAGAAAAGAUAAAAGAUUAUGGAGUAUAUAUUAAGUUAACGAUAUGAAAUGAAUUUACAGUAGGAUAGGUCUUACAGUAAAGCACACAAAAACACAUUUACUAUGUACUUCUUGCAUCAGAAAAUAGCUUUGGCGAAACCUUGUAUUCAUUCAAACCUUCUUUUGAAAGUUAGCCUAUCUUGUGUACAUGCAUCGUAGUUAAAACAAAAUUUUGUUUCAAUUUAUACAGUUAAAAAUAGUAAGGAACAUAUUCACAUAUCAUUAUAAUUUAGGUAACUAUUCUAUAUGUAAAUUAAUCAUAAAUAUACCUUACAAAAUGGCGGGUUUUAAAGCAUGCUUACUUAUAAUAGGCCUUUUUAUACAUUUUUAUAUUGAACCCUAGAAUACCGCACAUAACAUAUAUUUUGGGUUAAAGUUACAAGAACAGUGAGAUACUUAAUUACUAACAAUAUGUAGGCUACACUGAUACAAUUAUGAUUGCUACAAUGAAUAUUUCAAACAUAAAAGAAAACAUCUGUUGUUUGAGUUAAUAUGCACACAACUGACACUUGUAAAAGCUCAACUAACCAAAAAAUGUUUUCAUAAAUCGUACGCCUCUAGGUACAUAAUUACAUAACGAAGUAGUCUUUUUUUACAUUAUUCUACUAUAACUGGGCUCCACUUGCAUUCAAACAUGCUAAAUGUUACUAAGAUUACUUUCUUGUGUAACUAGAGAAUUUGACUUGGAAUAAAUUAAUGUUGUAGAUAAAUUCAAACCUAUAAUGUCGGUUUUUAAAUAAAUAAAAUGAAAUUAUACAGAUGCUUUGAAUAAUAAUAGACCAUUAGCUUCAUUUUGAAUACAAAUAGUGAUCGAACGGUGCGCGAUUGUUAAAGUCGCUAGUAGCUAAAGUAUUGGCGCCUACGGAACUGUAUUUGAUGUUCUGAAACAUUGUUAGAUAGUGUUAUAAAGAUAAGUAUUAGUAACGGUUGUUCUUAAAUUUCAUUAAGAUCUUCGGGGUAUCGAAUUGCUUCGAAUCUGUAGGUUCCAACAAGUCUUUGAGCGAUAAAAUACAUAAACUUUCAAGUUAUUUUCCACCAAUAAGUAUUUUAAAUUUACUAUAUAAAGUAUGUCAAAAUUUAUUUUGAAAUGAAGCAUAAUCUUAGUAGAAAACCACAUAUGAUACCACAAAUUAACGAUUAAUUGUUAAUGAAGCUGGAAUAGUACUUUAGUAGUCAUUGCAAUUUGUUUUCUAUUCAUCUGUUCAUGCGUAUUUAUGAAAUUUUUAGACACGUGAGAUUUUUUACAAUGUUCUCCAGUAUCAGUCGCGGUGAAAAUUACGAUUAUUGUAAUGUACUCGCACAAAACAGAACAAGGGUACAAAAGGCUUCACCACCAAAAGUAGAACACAUUAAAUAAUUGAAGCUAUAGCAUCUCGUAAGAUUCGUUUACCGUGCCCAAAAGUUUGAAAUACUCCUCACUUACAAAUAAGUGUAACUAUGUUACACUGCGUACUGAUACAAACAUUUCGGGACCAAUAACAUUUUACGAUGUAAUUAUAAUAUUCUAUUAAACUGUACUCCCCCGUGCAUCCAUGUUCCCCUCUGUCAAACCCAUAACACCCAUUCACUUGCCUUUAAUGGUAGACGCGGUACUUGCUUACAGCACUACACCUUAUCUUUCAGGUCGCACGUCGACCUCGGCCGGCAGCUAGUGCUAUAGCACGUCCCACUCAGAUUGGAGUACAUGGCUUAUGGCGCGCGCUGUUGCCAAAUCUCUAACACAUUACGAAUUUCAGGAGAUGCGUGUCUUUGUAAUUCGGAUCGAACAAGAAGCAUUUUAAUAAAUCAUAUCGUAAUUUAUAAUAUUUUAUACUAUUACACAUAUAAAUUUGUAAUAAUGCCACUUUUAUAUAAAUUUCAAAUAAAAACUACCUUUUGUAGACGAAAAUUUCUUAUAGUUUUCUUUUAUGUUCUAAAAAUCCCAUAUAUAUAUAACAUUUUCAUGGGCCCGAUAAAUGCCGUAUUUUUGGACAAGUCAUGUCCAAAAUGAUAAAUAAAAUACGGUAAUGGAAAUUCUCGGUUGAGUAAGUUAUGGGAAAAAUCCGAACAAUUGGUUCGAAAUGGGGACAAUUUUUUGAAAAACAGAAAAAUCGCAACAACUCCCAUAAUAUGAAUAAUAUCGAAUCCGUUUUAACGUAUGAUAACUCGGAGUACCUUAUGCCGAAAAAUGUUUUCUAAAUAAAUUUUUGAUACGACCAGCCAUAACUGCAUGGGUUCGAAAAAAAAUUUCACCGGAAAAAAAAACGUAACUGCCUUAGUAGACACCUUAUAAAAUCUGUUUAAAUUGUUUGUAAAUAUCAUAAUUAUUUUCCAAAACUUUGUCUAAAACAAUAUUUGUUGAAAUGUUUGGUGUUGAGAAGGAUAGAAAAAUAAUUCAAAAUUUUGUACCAUGAUCACUAUUAAAUUCCUUCGUAUUUAUUUCAUACAUUUUACAUAUUAUGUUCAAGAAUCGAUAAAAAUAUUUUUGUUGACUAAGGAAGCCAUGUAUUUGAAAUUGCUUGUAGGACAGAACCCCACUUAUCUAAACACACGACCCUGUUUCCUCUUACGAUGGCAGCGCGCGCUCUUGUACUGAUAAGACACAUCUUUAACAGCUAUUUCCACGGAAACUGUAGAAGCAAUUGAGAUGGAGCUGCUUUUAAAAACUAAUUCAAUUCAUUGUGAACAUUUUUCAGGCUUUCGUCCCCCAUCUAUCUUUAAUAGAAAAAAAAAUUUCCGCGGGUCAACUUUUUGAUGUGUCAGUUUGUGAGAAAAUUCAUUUCAAUAUAUUAAAAAAACUUAUUUAAGUGAAACCUGUACAGUUUUUGUCUUAACAUUUUUUCGGUGGCGUCCUAAGGCAUUAAUUUAUUAAUAAAAAAAAUCUGAAUGAAAUACACAUGUAGGUUUUUUUUUGAUGUGAAACAUAUCGGAAUACUUCAAAACAGUUCGCAGCGAAUAAGUUAUGUUUUUUUAAUUUUUUCGGACACUAAAAAUAUUGUUAAGUAAUCAAAAUACGCAUUUCCUGAUGCGUAUUUCGAUGCUAUACAAUAUGAAAAAAAGCUUGGUCCAAAAAUUAAAAUUAUAAUUUCGUUUGAUAUUUGGCAACAACGCACGAAGAAACAAGGACAGUGCUAACGGCAAUCGGCGUUUGUUAGAGAGAGAGAGAAUGUGCCCAUUUACUUCCACACUGCAAUCUAAGAGUGGGAUGCUCUAUAGAUAGUGAACUGGCAAUGCAGUUGUGGCGUAUACCUAUAUUUUGGACGUUUAGUAUUUGUUUAUACUGUUUUAUGUGAUGUCAGCAACAAUUAACAUUAAUGUGUGUCCAGAUGUAGCAAUCCCAAAUAUGUAAUGACCAAAAAGAGUCCUGGAUAAAUGUUUUAAAUUCUUUAAACUAAUGUUUUUAAUAGACGCGAUAUAUAAUUGCUAUGCUACGCUUAUUUGAUAAGUUUCCAUUCACGUGUGACAUUUGAAGAGUAGUAUUGCAUAAGGCUGUACGAACGUUCGAAAUUUCGAACUCGAACCUUUAAAAUAGUUCGGUUCAAGUUCGUGUCAACAAAUUUGGGUUCAAGUUCGUUUUUUGUGACAACACUAGAACUUGUUAGUUUCCACAUUUUAAUAAUACUAGAAAUACGAUUUUAUGUAUGCUCACGGCAAGGGCGCCCAUAUGGCAGUUUGUAAGGGGGGGGGGGGGGCAGUCUAUAAAAUAGUUUGUAAGGGGAGGGGGCAGACCUUCAAAAACUGACCAAAAAGUGUCAAAAAUUACAAUUUGCCAAAAAUCCUAAAAAACCCAUACAUUUUUUCCUCUUCCUGAAAGCUGGGGGAGGCGGCCACAGCCCUACCCUGCUCAUGGGUAUGGGUGCCCUUGGCCCUACGGUUCCAAGGAUGGCAUUCGUAAAAUUUCCCCCCCCCCCCCCUUUCCUUUUCACACCAUUUUAUUUCUUUAACUUUUCGAACUAAAUAUAUAUGGUAUUACUUGUGUGUAUUUUGUUGUUAUAAACAACAUAUAAUUAAAUAUUAACGACUAUUACUGCAACGAGGCGGGGGGGGGGGGAAACCUCCGACCGUAGCGUGUGAACUAGAGCUGUAGCAAACCGUAUGUAUUCGUUACUGAGUAACGGGUGCGCCAUCUAUAUACGAGUAACGAAAUGUUACACACGGCUGCAUUUCGUUACUCGCAUUUUUCGUAUGUUUCACGCAUUCGAUGAAUUUACGUUACAAAGAACGAUGUUUGUUUAUUAAGUAAAGUAUAAUUUGGAAAUUCGUCGUACAAGUUUUUUACUGUUUAUUAAAGGUAUUGUGUGUGUAGACAAAGUUUGAGAUUGAAACAGAAACAACGUAAGAAAGUAUUUUUUACAAAUUAGAAAUAUGUAUGUUUUGUUUUUUAUUAUCGCGAAUUUUCACGUUUUUUUAUUAUCUUAAAAGCGAUAAUAUAAUAAAGCCGCUCUAAUGAGAUUUAAUUGUUUCUUGGUUAACAAAAACGGCUAAUUAACAAAUAUUGUUAAUUGUAUAUAUUCUAUUUAUUAUUAUUUACGCGACGUCAUACUGUACGCGUACGCAAUACGACUUGAUUCGUUGCAUGUUAUGCGGUAUCAGAAGUAACGAGUAGCGAUACGAUAGUAACGAGUACUGAUUGUUAUAGUAACGAAUACGUACGGGUACACAUUUUUUCGUUACUUUUACACCUCUAGUGUGAACGUGGAAUGCGCACUGGCCCGCCCCGCCAGCCCGGCGCCGCGCCGCCCGCACUUUCCCGCGCUAUCUUCCCACGCUGCGACCGGUCUCGGAUGCUACAGUCUCUGCGCUGCUGUUAUUUGAAAUAUUCAGAUACAUGGAAAGUGUUAUACACUCGUUUUAAAGAUUUUGCAAUCAAAAACAAACUAAUAUCAUCAAUUUAAAAAUAAGUUACCUAACUUUUAUUUUUCCGCCUUGCAGAAAGAAGCAGAUUUCCUUUGUCACUAUUCUUUUUAAAACGCGUCUUAUUGCCACCAAUUGCAGCGUUUCCCACCUAUUUCAAUUUAAAAAUGUGGCUUGGUGGUAGCGCGAUACAACAAAACAAGUAGUGACGACCUCCGUCAUGUGCGACAUCUGUUAUGUGUUACUGCAAUGAACCUCUGCGUGCGGAGUGCCCGACAUCUGUGUGUGGACGCGUGAACUACGAUGUGUAAAAUUCGUUCUUCGUCUACCGAUUACAAAGGUUACGGCGGAACAGAUUUUUCAGCUGAUAUUGCUUCUAAAUGCAUCCUGCUGUUUCUAACUCAUGCACACAUAUGUGUUGUAUAAUAUUAUUAUUUUGUUUCCCAUUUCCAAUCAAAUUAUACUAGCAUUCGUCUACUAAACUUCGCCGUUUUUAGGAAUAAUUAGUUAAUAAAAUAAGACGCAUACCGAAAUUUCGAGUAAUAACAUUUUAAGAUCCAUCCUUACUCUGUAAAUAAUAUUUUACCAAAAUCCAAUUUAUGUCAUGGCAUUUACAGAAUCUGCUCCACCGCAAACAUCGAUUUUGCUACUCGGAACCACAUGUAUCGCGCACUCUUAAGGCACACAACAACUGCAACUUUUUUUUUUACUUGGUCUACGAUUGUCCGUUGCAAUAGGCUGUUAGAACCACCCACCAUAACUUCUGGCCAAUCCAGGCACUCGUUUGUUCACUAGCGAACCCGGCCUUCAUUUGUUAGUGUUUUGAUCCUUUUUAAUUUUCCCUUGAGACUUUGUGUUUUGUUCCGUUCCAUGCAGUGAACUACAGAACGGGCAUGGCGUCGUUUAUCUUUUGAAGGCUAUUUUCACGUGGAAUAAGAUGAAUACAAAGCUUAUUACGUGAAUUUAAAGGCGUUGUUUCAGGUGAAGUUAGUUUUUGAUGCGAUCAUAAAAAAAUAAAGUGCAUUUUGAUAAAGAAGCAAUACCAAUUCUCAUUUUGAAAACUACCAAGCUGAUACGAAAACACAUGGCUUUUGUGUGCGGUUAUGUUUUUGCAUUUUUUCUAACUAUUUUUUUAAUUACUUUUUUUUCAACCGUUAUAAUCCGUGAGUUCUGUUGCGUGACACUUAAUUGUGUAUAAAAAAAUAUGCAUAACUGAACAUGUUUUUCCCCAGAAUCGUUAGUUAACAUUGUAAGAAUGUAAGAGUAUUGCAUGUUGUAAUGCUGCUAUUGUAAUUCUCUAAGUAGGCCCGUUAUAUUGCUAGGUGUGAAUUUGUAAUAGUUUUUGUAUUUGUGUAGUAAUAUUUUUUUAAGAAUUCAUAAACAAUAAUUUUUUAACCUAACCUGAAAAUAUUAAUAUGUACUUUUUUUUUAGCUUAGAGAUGUCGAAGAAACCACUUUUAAGGAGAAUUGGCUCAAGUAGUCACAGUUUCAGCAUAUCAAACCCUCUGCUAAAAACAUAAAUUCUGCGUACUGCACUUUGUGCUAGAAAAGUAUUCAAUUCAGCAAUAUGGGCCAAAGAGCUCUCACCAGCCAUGUCGAAGGAAAAAAACACAUUCGCAAUUCUGCCGUCAAAAUAACACAAUAAAAAAACCUUGUUUUACCUCAUGUUGAAAUUUUUAUAUUAUAUUUAAUCAUAUGCAUUUUAAUAUUUAUGGUAUGUACUUCAUAAGAAAGUCAGGGAAUUUUUCUCUUAAAUUAUUGGAAAACAGGGAAAAGUCAGGGAAUUAUAAGAUUCUAUUUCUGUAGCAACCAUGAUCUAUUACGACCCCCCCCCCCCCCCCCCCCCCCCUCUAUAACGACCCUAUUCCUGGGAACCGUGAGGGGUCGUUUCAGAGAGGUUUGACUAUGUAAAAAUGAUGAUUUGGACAAGAUAGUGAUUUAUUUUGACCUUAUUAAACAUGCCAUUAAACAAGUGUAUUCUAUGUACUUCUUCAUGUUUAAUUCCUCAUAUCGUAUUAAACAGUCAGAAAGACAGUUCUAGCCAUUUAUGUGAAGCUUUAUGAUGACUAGAAAUAUAUUGUGCGAAACCUCUAUUUAACAAACCCCUUUACAACAAACACAACAAAUUUUGGUCCCUUGAGAUUUGUUAAAUAGAGGUUUCACUGUAUUACUGAAUUGACUAGGACCAUAAUUUUGAACACUAUUCAACGGUGACACUACAAAGGCUGGGGGUGUUGAAGUUCCUGGUUGAUCUGCUGACAUGGGAGGGAGCAAUACUGGUGAAGGUGACGAAAAUGUGGAAGUUAAAUAGGGAGACUUGGAGGCCAAAUUAUUUGCCUGAACUGAAGUGGAAGACAGAGUUGUAUUAUAAUUUUUAAACUCGUAUUCAUUCACCAGUUCUGCUAUUCUGCCCUUUAUCUCUAUCUGCAAUGGCUUGCUGAAUGUUCUUACUGUCUCUUCCAUUGCAAGGAAAAAUGUUGACAAAGCAUCACAAUGAUCGUCACUUUUUCGUUUCUGCGAGUCAAAAUAAUCUUUCAAGACAAGAGACUUUGGUGGUGCAUGCUUCUCAUUUUGGUGAACUCGCUUUAAUUGAUGUCUGGAAUUAGGAUGCUCAUCCGGAGGAGUUGUAGCACUUUGUGCAAUGGGCGAAGUGGCCAAAUGCUGUUCGGCGGGUACCUAAAUGGGGUGUAACUGAUGCUGCUUCAGUUGGAGUGUCAAUGCUUCCAUUUUCUUCAUAAACAUCAUCAAGUGGUGCCAAGUUGGAAACCUGAGGUCUUUCCCCUAUAUGAGGGAUCAAAAAUCUCAUGUAUGCUUCAUAUUUCCAUGGUUUUGUUUCAACUGCGCUCUGCCCACGCUUUGUCUGGCGUUUUCGUAAUGCCUUCCGAAAACUCUCUCUUAGUGCAGUAUAUCUUUUCUUGCAUGCAGUAACUGGAACAAUAGAAGUAAUGAGUAACAUUAGCUCAUGGAGCUUAGGCAAAUAAAAUGCUAUUACCCAAUAUAUACAGUUUACUAACAUUAAUAAUAUUAUAAUGUAAUGCGCAACUGUAUCCUAUUAAGGGGGAAGUUUUCCUACAUGCUUUAAUUUAUUGAAAUGUUUAAAGCUACUUUAUAUUUGUUAUAUCUUAAGUAUGGCACAGAGCAUGUCUUAACAGGUAUUUGGAGGUCAAUUUAUUUAAUCAACAUUACCAAUGUGGCCUGUGUCACUGACAAUUAAGAGUUAACUAAUUAGCCUAUUUAUUGCUGCCAGUCUCACAUCAGAAAUAGUGAAUGACAAUCUGCUCAAUUCAGCAUCAAAACCUAAUUACAGUAUUGCUACAUGUCAUGACUGCCUGUGAAUGUCAAUAAUAAGUAGGGCCCCACUUUCAUGGUAAAUAAAAUUAACAGAUUUCGUCAUAAAAAUACGUAGUCUCAUUUCGUCAUAAAAAACUGCUCUCUAAAAUCAUGGGGAAAAAUGUAAAAAUACAAAACCAAUACAUAAAAAUAUAAACCAUACUACAAUCAUAAUCCUUAAAUUAUACUAGUGAUUUUGAGUUCCGUAAAAGUAAUUUUAACACUAUCAGAGUUUAAAAAUCAUUAAAAGAAUAGGCCUAUGUACAUAAAUAAAAAAAACAUGUGUUUCCAGAAUUGACAGUUCAGUCCAAGUCCAUUUGUUCACCAUUUUAUAUUUUACUGCCAAAAUAUAAUGACAUCAUUAGUUCAGAAUUUUCAGGUUUCAAACUUCGUCUUUUAUCUGAGAAAAUGUCGGAGUAUGCAGAAAAACAUCUUUCAGAGUCAACAUUAGAUGCAGGUAUCCAUACAGCUUUCAGUGCAUUGCUUGCAAAAACUGGAUGGUCAAUUUUCAAAGCGAGAAGAAUUAGAAUAAUGUCAACACUGCCUUCACAAUUUUUUACUUUCUCAGCCACUAUUUCUUUGAAUACUAAAUAUCCUUCCAAAAAUUCUCUGCUGGGAUGGUAGAAACAAAUGGAUGAAAAUUUCCUGCCUUGGCCAAAUCUUUAUUCACUUCAUUUAACAUUACUUCACGUUGGUUAAAAAGCUUCCCUAAUUAUUUGAAAAAUAGUUUGGAAGGAUCUUCAGCAAUCAAUUUCAACAAUUUGGUUUGUGAUUUCAACCCACAUGACUGAAAUUGGGACUUAAGCAACCCUUGUUUCACAUCUGACAAUGACUUAAGACAUGUGGCUGUUUUCAAACCAAACUGAAAAACAGUUGAAAAACAGUUGAAAGCUUUUUGAUAAAUCUGCAAGCUUUCCGCCGAUCAAGUGAGCCAUGGCGUAGUUUGAUCCCUCCAGCUGUUUGGUCAGUUCAACCAAAGCACAUCCAUGUUCUACAAGAAACUGAGCUUGGCACUGAAUAACACUGAUCUCUUCCCUUGACAAGUCUGCAAAAUACUUCAAAGCUUCAGACUCUACUUCUAGUGAUUUCAGGUAGGUCACCAAGUCACCAAUGUAUGUGUUUACAUAUCCCACAGCCUCGAACCACGAGCCCCACCUGGUAAGAAAUGGAGUUGGAAACAAAACAUGUGGUUUUUCUUGGCUAUGAUACUGCUCUUUCAGAAAACAUAAAUAUCUGUAUUUCCUUUUGCGUGUGUUCAGAAAUGCAGUUUUUGUUUUGCUUACAAAAGUGUUCAACUCUGGCAGGGAUUGGGGCCAAAUAUUUUGUACAAUGUUAAGUUUGUGACUCCAACACUGUAUGUGGAGGACAGCCUUAUCCUCGGAUGAAAGAAUAACUUGCAAAGAAUUUACACACUUUGUCAUGUAACGUGCACUGUCAGACACUAUUGCAACUACUCUUAUAUGUUCAACCUGGUAUUUUGUCAGUACUUCCAGAAUUGCUCGUAAGCACUCACUCACAUUUUUAUUCUCCAGAACUUUUACUUCACCCACAAGAAGAGUUUGCUUGUCUGUUGAUUGCAAUGUUUUUAUAAGGACCACAAAAACACACUGUCCCUUUUUAUCAGUGGUCUCGUCACAUAGAAUCGCUACAUCCUGAUCUUUGAUAGAUUCCCGCCACUCUUCUUCAGCCAAUGCUUGGAUUUUAGGUACAUAGGUCUCACGCAAGGUUUUUACGCAUGGUAACUGCCCUCCGUCUGUAAACAAAUAUGUUUUAAAACAAUAAAAUAUGGCCAGGGAGGGUGAAAGAACAGAACCAAAACUAAACAAUCAAAAUAUAUAUUUGUACAGCAAAACAGCUUUACCUGGGACAAAUGUUUCCACGAAACUUUUUAUUGCAGGAUUGCCUAGUUUCCCCAAAGGAAUGUUUGCUUCCAUGAAGGCCUUUGUCAAAGAAGUGACAAAUAUGUCUUUGUCAACCUUGGUCUUCUUGUCCAACUGAAAGCUGUCUGCGUGCGCCGUAUUUAUUUUUACAAGUACAAAAAAAAAUUUCGCAUCUGCCGGGUUUCGAACCGACAACCUUCAGUUUAAGAGUUAGGUACGCUAACCACACGCCCACGAGGCCAUACUAAGAUAAUGUAGUUUCAAAUGUUAUAUAUAAAUAUAUAUAUAUAUAUAUAUAUAUAUAUAUAUAUAUAAACUUUGUUUACGGUACGGGUAUAAUAUUAACAUGAUUUUAUAACAAAUACGCAUCCCAAAUACACCAAACUUAUUUAUAAUGUGUUACAAUAUUUUUUAAAACAUUGUGCAAAAGAUCCUGGGUGUAAUUUGAAUUAUUAUGUGUAACUGUAAAACACCAUUGUUGGUUCAAAACGUAUUUGAAUAUUCAACAUUACUUUUAAAUAACCGUACCGAUUGUGCUGAAAAUUGGUGGACGAUCGUUAAAUUACAUAAUAUUAAUAAUUCAAACGACGAAAAUAUGAUUGAAAAGUCAAAUCGAUGGUUGUUCCAAUCGAGUGGACGAGAGAUAGAUGCGGCGGCGCAAGCGUACAAUGAGCGUAACGGGACACAGCAUAACGGUAAAAUGUGCGUAACGGGACACUUUUUCGUGCGUGCAGCCGGUGUUCAUCGAUUUAUUAGACAUCCCGUCAAUAAACCGUAAAUGGGACCGAGUAUUAUGGAAAUGUUAAACUAAUGAAAUACAGGAAGAAAACUAUGAUUUUAAGCGUAAACGUGAUAGCGAAGUAUAUAUUCUUGAAUCAAUACUUUAGAACUCAAAACGUCUCGCAAAAGUCGUAUUCAUACAGUUGCUACCGAAGCCAUUAUGUUUGUUUUGAUACAUGUACGAAGAUGAAAAGUGGUUAAUAAAGUAGUCUUUAAGUGGGAAAUUUGUGUUUAGGAAUCUGUACUGAUUUUAAAAUGUUGCCUAUGUUGUUAUUAAUUUAAUUGACCUUUCCAAUCCAAAAAUCGUGUACAAGUAAGCAGAUGUCGGGUCAAUUUCGCGAAAAGUGUUUUUGACGUGACAACGUCUAAUAAAUCGAAGGCUCGCUGCACGCACGAAAUUGUCCCACUACGGAUGUCCCACUACGGAUGUCCCACUACGAAUGACGAUUGUGUUUACGCUUGCGUGGCAUAUCUCUGGUAUGUUGCGGACGGUACAGAGAAAUCGGCCGGCACGUGGCGGCGUACUGGUUCGAGGUUAUUGUUGUGCACCGUGCCACGGGAGUAUAUUCGCAAGGAAAUGGUGUUCUUACAAGUUCGUAUUAUUUUAAUUACUAGUGUAAAUCAGUAUAUUUAAACAGUGUUGUAUGAGUAUUGUUUUAGCUGUGUAACUAAAUAUUUAUUGCUGGUAUGAUACUUUUCACGCUUCAGUUUGACAUUGGUAAUCAUUUGUCAUGAGUUAUUAUUUGAUCAACUAAAUCACACACUGUAUUAUAGUUAUGAGCCCACGAGCGUGUAAAUAUUUUGAAUCCAACAGAGAAUAUGCUAGUUAAAAGAAAUUCAAACAAAUAUAGUGCGUGGAAUAUUAUUAAUUUAUACCAUAUGAAACAAUUAUUCUCAAUAUGGUCUCGUGGCCGUGUGGUUAGCAUGGAUGACUUCCAAUCUCAAAGGUUAUCGGUUCGAAUCUUGGCAGCUGCGAAUUUUUUUUUUGUACUUGUCAAAAUAAAUACGGCGCACGCAACAUUUCAAAAGUAAUAAAUAUAUUUGAAUUAAUGAAUGCAAAUAAAAGUAAAUUUAUUAAUUAAAUUGUACAUUUCAUUUUACUCCUUCUUUGUAUCCAUACAAAAUAGUGAUAAUUCAAUGAUAUUGAUUCAAUUUUAUUCAUAAAAGUAUGCAGAAGUAGAUUUUAUCAUACAAAAGAUAGAAAAAGUAAAAAAAAUUUCUUCCUCAAAGAAUAUAAUGUUUUUAAUGCCUAAAUGGUUUGGUUGCAAAAACCUAUUAUGGCUCAGUCUCAGGUCGAAUAUGAUAUUUCAUUUUCUUCUGGAUCAAUAAUUUCAUCAAUGUUUUGUUAUGAAUUUGUCACGUUAAACUAUCGUCCGUAAACCGACUUUACAGACAACCAAUUUUUUUGUGUGGAAUUUUGUGUUUUAAUUAAAAUUGCUAACAUUUCGCUUUUUUUCGCGGUUCGCGAAAAUUUCAGUGCCCUAAUAAUAAGGUAUAAAUUUGAGUUAAAAGAAUAUAACAAACAAAUCAAUACAUGUAGGAAACUACUCCCUCAACAUCCUUAGCUUUAAAUUAAAUUUGUUAUUUACUUUUAUUCAGACAUACGUCGGUUUAUAUGUUUCAGAUUCCUCGGCCAUAUAAAUUAGAUCAAGAGCCUCUCUUUUAGCUACAGGCUAGGCUAUACGACUGUUCGCACCAUCAUCUACGAAACGUUAGAUCUGAUAUGGGAAACUCUUGCCCCGAAAGUUAUGCCUCCACCAACAGAAGAGCACUGGAAAGCAAUUGAAGAGGAUAUUUCUAGCAUGUGGAAUUUUCCAAAUUGCAUGGGAGCUGUAGACAGAAAACAUGUGUCUUCGAAUAACCUCCAAUACCUGGCUCUUUAUACUAUAACUACAAGCAUCAGUUCAGAAUUGUUCUGUUAGCUUUAGUAGAUGCCAACUACCGGUUUAUUACAGUUGAUUUAGGGGCCUAUGGGAGGAACAGCGACGGCGGAAUAUUUCGUUCAUCUUCGCUAGGAAAACGUUUGGCAUCACACAAAUUGAACAUUCCUCCCGAUAAAGUUCUGCAUUCUACUGAUGUAGUACUUCCUCAUGUAAUUGUGGGAGACGAAGCCUUUCCUCUACAAAGGCAUCUAAUGAGGCCAUAUCCUGGAGCGCAAUCUACGUAUGAUGAAUCGAUGAAAGUUUACAAUUACCGGCAUAGUAGAGCAAGGCGUGUCAGCGAAAAUGCUUUUGGUCUACUAACAAAAUUAUUUCAUGUUUUUUCCAUUAAAUACAACUUUCUUCCACAGAACAUGGAGAAAAUUGUGCUAGCUACAACAGUUCUUCAUAAUUUGUUGCAGAAUGAUGUGUGUGCAUGGGAACCUGCAGAACUGGAAAACGACAACAAAAUCUGUGCUCUCCAACAGUUGCCUAGAGUUGGCGGGAAUAUCGCAGCACUUGCAAGCAACAUAAGAGACUCAUUCAGAAACUAUUUCGUCUCUGAACAUGGUAGUGUACCGUGGCAAAUGUAUCACGUUUACAGUGGCAGGCAUGCCUGGCCUUAAUGUAAAAUAAACAUACUUGCACUUUCGCGAUAAAUUUCAUAGUAGGCCUAUAUAAGAUGAAUCGCAAUCACUUUGGAAUAUUGUGUAAUUGUUAUUCACACAUCAUUGUCGGUUUACAAACAGGAGAUAAUAUUCUAUUUAGUAAUGUGUGGAAAUAUGCUGGAGUCGAUUUGAAAUGCCGUGUAGGCCCACAGACAGUGCACAGUCGAACCGGUAAAGAUUUAUAUACACAAAACUUGUUGUGUGAUUUUAUAAACUGUUGCGGACAUACUGCAUUGUUUAAUAACUUUUAAUCCUUUUUUUUUUCUGAUGUUAACCUGAAGUAUUUUUUGGAAAAUACAUGGCAAACAAUUUUUAAGUUGUGUGUAGCAUCUGCAACAAUAUAGUUUUGAGAAAACAGAUAAAAUUGUUUUUCUUUGAAUAAAAAUAGCGACAUACCAAAAAUUCUUUCGCGAGCACUUUCGACAGUCCUAGACAUAAUAUUUCUGUACAACAAUGCAGUAAACAUGUUUCUGCAAUAAUAAUGUAAUGUAUUGUCACGGUACAAUAACACGAACUAACUUGGCAUUGUACAAAUCGAAGCUACAUUGGAUGCUCUAACAAUUAUAAUAUUACUACUACUACUACAUUUAAUGAUUAUAGUAGUAAUAAUAAUAAUAAUAAUAACAACAGCAGAACCAAAAGAAGUAGCUACUUACGUGUACACUUCUCAAAUUUCUCGCUUAUUUCUUUCCACGCAUUCUCUUGCCUAGACGCAUCAUGAAAAUACACUUGUGACGUAUAGCAUAUGGUACUUUCUCACUGCUUCAAUUAAUAGUUCUUCGUUCAUUUCCAUUACCAUUUCUAAGCACUAAUUUUACCAGACUAGCCGGUCGGCCGACUGGCGGAACGGAAAUUAUUCUUUGCAGACGAUUCUAGAUGGUGCCGUGCUGAGCCGAGCCGAGCCGAGCCGAGCCGAGCUGAGCCGGGACAAUACUGUGGAUUACCUCGUGUACAAAUGCAUGCAUACUUAUUUUUCUGUUCCGGUCGGUGCCGCGCCGUGCCGUGCCGUGCCGAGCCGGGCCGAUCCGAUUCAGUGGGUUUCGUGCUUAACACACAAAGAAAAAAGGACAGCUGCUUUAAGUAGUGGGUCAGGAAUCAAACGGCAGUUGUCUGUGCUCGAGUGUGCUUCUACUUCGGCAACUAAGACAGCAAUUUGUGCAACGACGAAAGCUUUCAUGAGUGCGAAUGUUCCGCUAGAGAAAUUGGAUCAUCCAUCUCUAAGGGAGUGGUUUACUACAUACAUUCAAGGAACAGGUGAUUUACCCAAAGCAGAAUCACUGCGGCAGAAUUAUGUUCCACUUGUACAAGAGCAACAAGAAUAUCAUAUUAAAGAGUGCCUUUGAGGAAAGAAAAUCGCAGUGUUCUGCGACGAAAUGACUGACAGAAAAGGACAGUGUGUAUUCAUAGUACUGUUAAAAACAAUGGUAGAUUUUUCAGUGCUAGACCUUUUCAUUGGAUCUGUUUCUGUCUUGAAAUCAUCUACAGCGAAUGAAUGCUCAAGGGCACUUCUAGACUGUUUCAGAAAAUUUGAAGUGAAGUAUGACGACAUUGUCUGCAUUGUGAGUGAUAGUGCACGCUUUAUGACAAAGUGCAUUAACUCAAUGAAAGUUCUUAUAUCAGAAGAACUGUUGCAUGUGCAAUGCUGGGACCACAAACUCAGUAUUAUUCAGUCUUUAUGGCCACAAGCACUGCCGGAAUUGAAUGAAUGCAUUGCGAAGACUAAGCAGCUGUUUCAAAAUACUCGCCAAAGGAAACACAACUAUGUCACCUUCCUGAAAGAAAAGUAUCCUGAGGGGGAGAAAGCCAGCAAUCUGUUUCCAUCACCCAUACUGACUAGAUGGAAUUCAUGGUUUUUUGCAGUUAACUACAUUGUUGAUUAUCUUGUUGAUGUAGUGGAAUAUGUUGUAUCAACAUUAGAUCUGUCAGUUCCAGCAGUUGAUUACUUCAAGAGUUUGACACAGUCUGCUAUUAAUGUUAUCAGUUGCCAAGCCACUUUUGUAAUUGAGCAUUUUGAGCAACUCCCAAAUUACAUAAUGGAACUGGAAUCUGGCAAGAAACCACUGGUGCAUAAAUUGUGCGGCAAACUUGGUGACCUCAAGAACAGUUUUGAGUUGCUGGCAGAUGGCAUCAUGGGUGACAAGACCACGAAAAUCAUCAAAACACUUCCGUAUGUUCGGUCAGGUGAGGUGAAAGCUCAGUUAAGGAGCCUAGGUGCAAAGUGUCUCACAAAAUUGAAUGAGUUAGUCUUGCAAGAUCCAGCUCGUGAGUGUUUUAAGAGCUUGGGUAUUUUGUUUGACUUGCGCAAUAUUAUCAGUAAUAUUGCUGACUAUAAACUUCAUGCUUUGACACAAAAAGUACCACUGCUCAAAGAAAACAGUAAAUUAGACUUCCUGAAAGGCUACAAAGCACUUCAAGAAUCAAUGAAGAAGCAAGACUCUGGAAACAUCCUUGAUGUUGUCUUAGGACUGAACGAGGAGCAUCCAGUUUUUGCAACAUUGGCAGCAAAUGUUUUGUGGAUGCCAGUGACCAUUGUUGACUGUGAACGUGCUUUUUCAGCUUAUGGAAAUGUAUUAACAGACAAAAGAUGCAACUUGACACCAUCCAACAUCGAAGUUAUGUUAACAUCAUAUUUUAAUUAGCAUUAUGUUGUUAUUGUACUUUUCAUAUUUUUCUACCCUUUGUGUUUUGUACUGCUGGUGAGUAACUUUUAGAAGUUCUUAUAUAAUAUAGCCCACUUUUACUCUUGUGCAUUUUUGUUUGUGUAAAAUAUGGUUUUGUUUACAAGACUGCCACAUACAGCCACUUUUUUUAACCAAAAGUUUUCAAUAAAUAAUAUAUGGGCCAAUUUUUUCCCACCGCUUUUGCAACGAAAUAUAAUAAAAUUCACCGCCUUAAUAUACCGAAACACAAUUUUUAUACCGAAAUCUGUCAUUCUUAUUUACCACAAUAGGGUCUCUACAUAUAGUCUGUUAUCUUUGUCUGAUGUUUUUUGCUGCUCCAAUAUUUUAAUUGUAUUUUCUUAUAUAUUUUACUGAUAUCUUGAGAUACUGCCGGAUCACCUUGAUUAUAUAAAAAGUAUUUUUCUAAUAGUUUCGCUGCAUCAAGUGCUUAAUAAAACUAUUUCGUAAAUACACAAAGAUUUUCGUUUACUCUCCAUGUUUACAGUUCGAAAGUCUGUAAGCAACUGCGAUAAUAACGUGUAACAACUUGACAAAAGUCUAGUGACCGAGGUAAACAUGUGCAAGUUCAUCAUACAAAAACAAAAUACAAAAUUUCUAAGAAUCUCCGGUAUGUCAGUCGAAUCAAACACGUACAGGAUAAUACAACAACAAAACAGUAAACAAAAGAACGUACACAUCUGCAGUUCGUAUCAACUUCAGCAACAGAAAUUACUGCUUAAUGAUUUAUAAUGCCGUAUUGUUGUUGUUAAAUAGAGUGAGCGUGACGCUAUAUAGAGUGUAUUAUUGUAUAGAAAACAAGGUAAACCAACCAAAGUCAAGCAAUUUCGACGUUUUAUGGAGUUUGUCAUUAAAUUGAGUGACGUUAUAAAGAGUUUACACUGUACUUUCAUUAUUUCUCUUAUGUCAUAGCUAAUUGCACACCAUUUUUUUAUGAGUGCUAUUCUAUCUGAGGCCCAAACAUGUGGUUAUUACAAAUAAAUGUAAUAAAUGGCGAUGGGCCGAGUCUUGUACACUCAAGUCGAGCAAGUAGACAAAGCUCAACUUGACUGUCGAGUUUAUUGUAUUUGGCAGGACGAGAAUCAACUAUUUUUUUCGUAUAACUCGAUGCAUAUUUUUUAUAUGUGCAACGAGCAUAAAAUUGUGGACUAUUAUUCUGCAAACACUAGAAAGUGUAAUCUCAUAUUUACAUUAUCACAGUUUUCUUAAAUUAUGGUUAAUUUUACAUAAUUACACUGCCCGAAAAACAGAAACAGUUUAUUUCACUAUUUACGUUUAAGAAACACUGGAUAUGACGCCAUUUUGGAAUUUCAUGGUGUACGUCGUAGAUUUAUAACACUAAACAAACUACAAAAUGAAAAUAUUUUGACUGGACUUUAUGUCUACAACUGCAAUUGUUAGUAUUGCUGUUUUAUACAAACAGGAAAGUGUUGCACCAUGUAUCAUCAUCUUUUUAAGUCUCUAGUAAAAUUGGGGAAUGGCUUUACUGUCUACAACAAAAAAUAUUUAUUUUACACACAAUGAAAUGCCUUUUAUUUUUUUUUACAUAAAUUCUGUGCUUGACAUUUGAAAAUGUUUUAGUAGUCCGUUUUAGAAGUCUAACCAUUGUUUCCAACCAGAAAAUAGCAGAAGAAAAAAAUACUAAUACCAAGUUAAUUAUCUGUUUGUUUAUAACAUUAAUUCCACUGGUUUCAGAAAACAUAGUGAAAAUGUAAUUCUGGAGAGCCUUUUGACAUUAAAUAUUAAAAAUUCAGAUUUAUUAUUGUUACAUUCUGAGACAUGUUUCCAAGUACAUAUUCUUACCAUUUGUAAUUUAGCUAACGUAACUUAACCACUCGUUAAAAUGGUGACUACUGUAAACUAAAUGAUGUAUCACAAAAAUCUCUUGGAAAACAUGUCAGGUAAUAAAAUACUAAAUUAUAAAAGAAAUCAUACCUACUGUGUUUUAUCUAAUAAUCGUCGCACUGUUAUUUUAGGACAUCAAAAAUCUGAGAAAAUAAUUUCUCGCAUAAAUGUCGCAGGAUGUUUUUAGAUUCCGAGCUCUUUGUGUAGGUAAUUUUCCUUUAUAAAACAAUGCAUUUUAAAGUUGAAAUCUAAUAUUCAUUCGGAUAUUACCGCUUAAUUAUUAUUUAAUUAACAGAAAUACGAAGUUGUCUGACUUGUAACGUUAUUACCUUUAUCUUUUCAUCUUCGUCACCACUGUAUACCCCUUAUAAAAAUGCAGCUGGCACUAGUUGGCAUCAUUCAUGUUUAGUUAUGUUGAUUUCCGUAUAGAGCGCACGCACAUAGUUGAAUAUCGAUACAGAUAGCUCAUUGAUUGCUUGCAACACUAGCGCUCUGUGUAGUGCCGAGUUAACUAUAUUUGAUAGCCCGCGCUUUCUCGUGGUGUGUACUAUGACUAUAGUUAUGCGCUCCGACUCACGUGCGUCACAGUUUUGGUAUUUCUAUUUAAAGUUGAACAAAAUAUUUUUGUUGCGUGACUUAAUAAUUUUAAUUGUUUGGCAUGCUUUUGUAUAGUCUACUUUUUAAAUUAACUUACGUUCCUUGAAUAGGUUUUGUUUUUAUGAAUUACUUUACCUAACAAAAAAUGCUUUUCUCACAUAAACGUCGCACUCCUACUUUUCAAACUUCAUUUUAGUAUAAAAUGUGCAACGAUUAUGCAAUAAAACACAGUAGGUAUGAUUUGACAUUGUCCAGGGCUGCACCCUCCGUCCCUACCCCUAAAUUCCUCGGCUCUAUCUGUGUGUGUGUGUGUUAGCAGUCACUGCAAGAGACAUACUUAGAAUCUGUGCCAAUUACCCUUAAUACCUAAAAAAGUAAUUAAUUCAAUUGUCAUUUUUACUUUUAUUUCAACUCCACAGGUGUAUGUGUUUAGGUUAUACAGGGUUGCUACUGUCAGGGAAAACCUGGAAAAUUCAGGGAAUUCCAUGUACACUGGAAAAGUCAGGGAAAUCAAAAAUAUUUAUGGAAUUACUAUACAGUGAAACCUCGUUUAUUCGUUCCCGCAUUGUAGAAUUUCCCGGUUUUAUUGUUCAAUGUCCGUGAUCCCGAAAAAAUCCCGCAAGAACAAUGUUAAAAAAAUCCCGUUUCCAUCGUUUACGAAUAUUUUUUAACCCGGUUUAACGGGUUGAACUUUACAGGCUUUUUACCGAUUUCACAUACAAAUUCCCGAGAAAUAUUCCAGUUUACGCGUGUCUACACGACACGCAAUACCAAUAUUUACAUAUGGCCGCCAUUACUAAAAGAAAACGAAUAAAGUGAGCAUGACGCUGUUGCUAACAGGUUCACCAACUUCGAUAAAACAACAGACAAAAGCUAACGCUCGCACGAUAGUUCUUGCUUUGUGCAAUAAUCGACACAACAAUAUAACCGUGGUCGAUAUACUGUACAUACUAGCCCAACGUAAACACGUUUCUAUUUAGCGACAGUGAAAUCCUGCGAGAAACAUAGACGAAAUUGUUCAUCCUAGCGUUUCCGUGGCCGGCCGUAUAUGCGCGAGAUUUUCUUUGUUUACGGUAAAUUAGCUUUACGCAUUUAACUCUAAUGCACGUGUGAAAUUUGUAAAGGUUCAUUGAUAUUUAUCAGCCUACAAAAGAGGUUAAAACCAUUAAAGAGCGUUUAGAAAUUAUAAAUGCCGUUGAAAAAAAUCCAGGCGAAAAACGGGUUGAUUUGGCAAAGCGCUAUGGUAUUCCUCCAUCGACUCUAAAUUCUAUCUUCGCUAGAAGAAAUGAGAUUCGGAAACAAGCAAGUCAUUUCGGCCAGUCUUCAAAAAAACGGAAAAUGGCAAGACAGUUGAAAUACAGUGAGCUUGAGAAAGUUUUGUUUUCUUGGUUCCAGCAAGUCGGGCAUCAAACAUCCCAGUGGAUGGCACAUUUUGUUCAUUAAAAAAAAUUCAGGAAGUAGUGAAACCCCUUAUUUACGUUACCGUUAUUUACUUUUUCCCGUUAUUUGCACUAUAUUCUUCAGGUCCCGUUUGGUUCCCAUUUAAUCCAAUUAAUCCAAUUCAAUACUUUCACGCGAAUUACGUCUCAAAAAUCUAAUCCAUCCCGCUAUUUACAUCACGUAACAACGAUAGUAGGCCUAAAAACAUUGUGAAAAACGUAACUUUUAUAGUCGGCAGUGAACAUUUUAAAUCGCAAAAUAAACAUAUUUUAUAACAUGAAAAGUUGCUUUUAUUUCUAAACAUAUAAUAAUUUAAGCCUAGGCGUGUAAAAGUCAGAGUAAUUAUAGCAGGAGGCAAUCUAAAAUGUACUCGGGAAAAACGUAAACUCACGAAUGUAUAAACGUUCUGUUACUAUAUUUAUGUCACAACUUAGCCGAAAUACUGGUAUGAGACAUAAACCUCACUAGAUAAAAUGAGUGGAGUCUUGAUAACUGUUUUAAACGUAUUUUAUAAUUUCGGAAGUAUUGUACAGUUGAUGCAUAUUUUUUAAACUAACCAUUUAUAUCUGGGGAUCGUAAAUAAUUAAUUAUUGGUAUCAAGAAAUCAAGGUGAAGGUAAACUUGAUCACGUCACGGCAGCGAGAAAACUGGUGCGUAUACCAAUAAACUGGUAUUAUAACUGGACAAAACUGGUACACGGGAGGUGGAGCUUAUAUUUUUUUCCGCUAAGCUCGCAUCUAUUGGCUGGCUGCUGAUGGAACGUCACGAGUCUGGGCGGAGCGUUGAGUGAGUUAUACUGCGCAUGCGCAGCUCAGACAACAGAGAGAGCCAGCCGGCAUCUAUGCCGCGCCAUAACAGCUGAUUGAGUACGAUGACCUUUCUCCGCGCACGGCGCGCUAUUGACUGUAAAUUUCCAAUUUGCGGCCCUUUUAUUUAAAAUUUUUUUACUGUGGUGCAAUGCGUAUGUGUAAUGUAGCCCGCAUUUGUUAUGAACGCUGCAGGAUGCGACUGUAUUUUAAUUAACUUUAACGUAUUUCUUACUUUUCCCUUUAUUUACACUUUCCCGCUUUUUACACUUUUUUACUUUGUCCCCAUGAAAAGUGUAAAUAAGGGGUUUCGCUGUAUAAUUUUCCAAUAUUGAUAGUGUAUAUACAGUGUGCUGCUGGUGUCAGUUUAUGGAAAUACCUAACUGAUUCACUGAAAGUUUUUGCAAUAGUACAUACAUUGUGCAUUUGGUAACUUUAGAGAGUUCCCACAUUGUAGGAUUUCCUGGAUUAUCCGUUUUUUACUCAUGGUCCAUUGGAAAACGGAUAAUCAGGGUUUUACUGUACAUACUUAUGAAACAACACACUUUUUUCCCACACUGUUAAAAUACUAAUUUUUCAAUUUGUUUAAGAAAACUUGUUUGUUUUCUCCUGUUAUUUUUAACUGUCACAUCGCAAACACAACAGACAAGACUGCAUUUCACAAACCACCACAUACGUAUAGUGUGUCCCGCGAUUUUUGACUAAUUGAUAGGCAUUGAUCUUGGAAUAGCAUGUCGCUAUGUUGUACAUUGAGACCAUUAGUUUGGUGAUUUUAACUACCUAAACGAUGCGAGCAUUAGACUGAACAAUUCUUGUUAACUUCCAUGGCACGCUGUGAUUAUAGCCAAGCUAUAAUCACAAAUGGUUCAAGCAUUGGAAGUAAAGAAACAAAAAAAUUUAGAAGAGGCUCAGAAGGAAGCCCAACUAUUAGAAGAUGAAAUAUCUUUAAUUGCAAGGCAAUAGCCUUAAAAUAUUGUGCAUGAUAAUUUUGUUUACCCACUUGCUUUAUGGGAUUGUAUGUAUAGACUUACAAGCAUUUGGAAAUGUCAGAAAUGUUGUAUAUUCUAGGAACAUUUUAUAUUUUUGGUAUGUUAAACUUUCACAUUAGCAAAUUAACCAUAACUUCUUUGAAAUGUAUAAGUACUUUAUGAAAUUAAAAAUUUAUGAUUUGGUACAUUUUUGACAGUUAAUUUAUUUGUAUCAGGAAAUUUCAUAUUGAAAAAAAUGUGUAGCAACCCUGUUACAUGUAGGGAUGGAGCAGUGCUAUGUGCAACCCCUUCGGAAUGCACCCUCACUGGAGCAGUGGAGACUUUCACCUCAAGGACUUUACCACUGGUAAAUAUAAUCUUCGCAUCUUACGUUUGUAAUUACCUAUCUGUGUGUCUGUCUGUGUAUUUAGUUGUCAUGUCUAUUGUCACAUUAUGUAUAUCUUAAAUUGUAUGUUAGUUUUAAGUUUUUGUGUAAUUUGUUUUUGCUUGUUAAUGCGUGUUUUUAUGUUUGUUUUUUGUGUCAUUCUGUAAAGGCCUCCAGCUGUAGUAUGGCAUGUAAAACCAAACCAAAAAAAUAAAAUGAUAUAAACAUA
This is a messenger RNA of Bacillus rossius redtenbacheri, 40126 nucleotides long. RefSeq names its product serine/threonine-protein kinase RIO2 (gene RIOK2). The transcript has 7 exons. Gene Ontology annotation, biological process: maturation of SSU-rRNA; protein phosphorylation. Gene Ontology annotation, cellular component: preribosome, small subunit precursor; nucleus; cytosol. Gene Ontology annotation, molecular function: protein serine/threonine kinase activity; ATP binding. The coding region runs from base 155 to 1654 and encodes 499 amino acids. Lineage: Eukaryota; Metazoa; Arthropoda; Insecta; Phasmatodea; Bacillidae. The record is from RefSeq and is a predicted model, not a curated record.